Messenger RNA from Ixodes scapularis (black-legged tick), 9553 nucleotides. It is a transcript of the gene N, whose product is annotated as neurogenic locus Notch protein. The transcript has 21 exons. Lineage: Eukaryota; Metazoa; Arthropoda; Arachnida; Ixodida; Ixodidae. The coding region runs from base 319 to 7491 and encodes 2390 amino acids. Gene Ontology annotation, molecular function: Notch binding; calcium ion binding. The record is from RefSeq and is a predicted model, not a curated record. Gene Ontology annotation, cellular component: membrane. Gene Ontology annotation, biological process: Notch signaling pathway; cell differentiation; multicellular organism development.
CUCUUUUCCAGUGCAGUGUUGACGGUGCGACUGUCUGGUGGACUGGCCGUCGACGGACCGCCAACAAUUGUUCGAGUGAACGAUGCGGUGGUGGUGGUGCUUCUCGUGAGACGGUACCCGAGGCAACAAAACAGUGGUCGCCGUGGUUCGUCCGUGAUCGGAAAGUGCUGCGUUCAUGUGUGCCCUCCUCUGGAUUACCUGCUGGAUUACGGCGACGACGGCCACUCAAACAAUGACAGGCCGCUGGCGGUGACCCCCCCUCGAGCCGUCGAAUCCCUGUCGCGACGCACGGAUUAACGAAAAAGACUUCGCUCCGAGAUGAAACCCCGGAAAAUGCGACUGGCCCUCGGGCUCUGGCUGGCCCUUGUGGCCGUCACGAUACCACCGACCGUGCAAGCGUUCGUGUCCUGCUCGCCGAACCCGUGCAAGAACGGGGCGUCCUGCGUCUCGUCCAACCCCACCGGAGAGUCCCAUUGCAACUGUCCCCCGCUCUUCGUGGGCGAGUACUGCCAGCACAUGAACCCCUGCCAGGCCGUGUCGGGCAAGCGGUGUCAGAACGGCGGCACGUGCAACGUCGAGAUGAGCGUGACCAGCGGGCCGAGCUUCUCGUGCACCUGUCCCGUGGGCUACUCGGCCAGCAUGUGCGAGAUCGCCGUGCCCAGCGCCUGCGACGACCGGCCCUGCCGCAACGGCGGCACCUGUUCCCUCGUCACCCUCGACAACUACACGUGCGCUUGCGCCACGGGCUUCAGGGGCAAGCACUGCGACAAGAAGGACCACUGCGCAUCUCAGCCGUGCCUCAACUACGGCAGCUGCCUGUCCAGGGCGGACUCCUACGCCUGCGUGUGUGCCCAGGGGUACAGCGGCCCCACGUGCGCCGUCGAUGUGGAUGAGUGCAAGGCAAAGCCCUGCGAGCAAGGCACUUGCAUCAACACCCAGGGAUCCUUCAGCUGUGUCUGCGAAGCGGGCUUCACGGGCCAGCUGUGCGAGUCCCGCUACAUCCCAUGCGAGCCGAGCCCCUGCCUGAACGGUGGGACCUGCAGACCCAUCGACUCGCUCAACUACCAGUGUUCGUGUCCUCCUGGUUUCACGGGCACCCACUGCGAGGCGAACGUAGACGACUGUCCGGGCAACCUGUGCCAGAAUGGCGCCACCUGCCUGGACGGAGUCAACUCGUACACCUGCCACUGUCCGCCCACGUACACCGGGCCGUACUGCAGCCGCGACGUGGACGAGUGCUCGUUCCGACCCACGGUGUGCAAGAACGGCGCCACGUGCACCAACACCGUGGGCGGAUACUCGUGCAUCUGCGUCAACGGAUGGACGGGCACCGACUGCUCCGAGAACAUCGACGACUGCGCUGUGGCGGCCUGCUUCAACGGAGCCACGUGCCACGACCGCGUCGGGUCCUUCUACUGCCAGUGCGCUCCUGGGAAGACAGGGCUGCUGUGUCACCUGGACGACGCGUGCGCGAGCAACCCGUGCCACGAGGGCGCCAUCUGCGACACAAGCCCCAUCGACGGCACCUACCUGUGCUCGUGCCCCAACGGCUUCCAGGGCGUGGACUGCACCGAGGACGUGGACGAGUGCGCCCAGGGGGAGCCCUGCGAGCACGGCGGCAUCUGCGUCAACACCCCGGGCUCGUUCCGCUGUAACUGCACCCGGGGCUUCGCCGGGCCGCGCUGCGAGGUGAACAUCAACGAGUGCGACUCCAACCCCUGCCACAACGAGGGCACCUGCCUGGACGAGCGCGGAGGCUUCCGAUGCGUCUGCAUGCCCGGCUACAAGGGCAUUCACUGCGAAGUGGAUAUCGACGAGUGCCUCCCCAACCCAUGCCUCAACGGAGGUAUCUGCAACGAUCUCAUCAAUGGCUUCAAGUGCCUGUGUCCUGUGGGUUUCUCGGGCAAGAAGUGUGAAGCCAACGAAGACGAUUGCUCUUCCUUCCCGUGCCGCAAUGGAGGCUCCUGCCAUGAUGGCAUUGCCAGCUAUACUUGCCACUGUCCACCUGGCUUCACGGGUGCCACGUGUGAGACGAACAUCAACGACUGCCAGUCUUCGCCGUGCCACCAUGGCGUCUGCCACGACGGCAUCAACUCCUUCAGCUGCAACUGCCACGCGGGCUACACGGGGCUGCUCUGCCAGACCCAGAUCAACGAGUGCCUGAGCAGUCCCUGCCGCCACGGCGGGACAUGCGAAGACCUCGUCAACGGCUACCAGUGUCGCUGCCGUCCGGGCACCUCCGGGGUCGACUGCGAGUACAACGUCAACGAGUGCUUCUCCAACCCCUGCCGGCACGGGGCAAAGUGCAUCGACGGGAUAGACUCCUACACUUGCGACUGCCUUGCCGGAUUCACUGGCAUCCACUGCGAGACCAACAUCAACGAGUGCGCCAGCAACCCCUGUUCUAAUGGUGGCGUCUGCACCGACCUGGUCAACGGGUUUAAGUGCGACUGCCCCCGCGGCUAUUUCGACGCCCGCUGCCUCUCCGACGUCAACGAGUGUGCCAGCAACCCAUGCCAGAACGGAGGCACCUGCGAAGACGAGGUCAAUCGCUUCGUCUGCCACUGCCCUCCCGGUUACGGGGGCCACCGCUGCGAGCAAGACAUAGACGAGUGCCAAUCCAAUCCGUGCCAGCAUGGUGGAAGCUGCCACGACACCCUCAAUGCUUACUCGUGCACCUGCAUAGACGGCUACUCCGGGCGGAAUUGCGAGACGAACCUUGACGACUGCAGUCCUAAUCCGUGCCUCAAUGGUGGAAGUUGCAUUGACCUGGUUGGGACGUUCCGCUGCGUGUGUGAGGUGCCCUUUUCCGGUCCCACGUGCGACGUCGAGUUGGACCCCUGCUCUCCCAACAAGUGUCGCAACGGUGCCCAGUGUUCGCCGUCCUCGAAUUACCUCGACUUUGCUUGCUCCUGCAAGUUGGGCUUCACGGGGAGGUUGUGCGACGAGGACAUCGACGAGUGUGCGGUGUCGUCGCCGUGCCGCAAUGAGGCCACGUGCGUCAACGUCAACGGAUCGUACGAGUGCCUCUGCACCCGCGGCUACGAGGGUCGGGACUGCCUCACCAACACCGACGACUGCGCUUCGUACCCCUGCCAGAAUGGAGGAACGUGUCUGGAUGGCAUUGGAGAGUACACCUGUCUGUGCGUUGAUGGCUUUGGCGGAGAGCACUGCGCCGACGACAUGAACGAAUGUGCCAGCAACCCCUGCCAGAAUGGAGCCACCUGCAAUGACUAUGUGAACAGCUACGCCUGUGCCUGCCUCCCGGGCUUCAGCGGAACCAACUGCCAGACCAACGAUGAGGACUGCACCCCAAGUUCCUGCAUGAACGGCGGCACAUGCGUGGACGGAGUGAACAACUACACAUGCCAGUGCAGUCCAGGCUACACGGGCUCGAACUGCCAGUACCACAUCAACGAGUGCGACUCCCAGCCCUGUGCCCAUGGGGCCACCUGUGUCCACCAUAUUGGCUACCACACCUGCCACUGCCCCUUCGGGUACAUGGGACCACGCUGCGAGACCUUUGUGGACUGGUGUGCCACCAACCCCUGCCUCAAUGGAGCCAGCUGUAAGCAGUCCAACAACACGUAUCGCUGCACCUGCCAACCAGGGUGGACAGGCCUGCUCUGCGACGUGUCCAUGGUGUCUUGCGAAGAUGCUGCCCUGCAGAAAGGCACCAAAGUGGCCGACCUCUGCAAGCACGGCGGAGUGUGCGAAGACUUCGGCAACAGCCACCACUGUCUCUGCCCCGAAGGCUACGAGGGCAGCUACUGCCAGCGCGAAGUCAACGAGUGCCUGAGCAACCCGUGCCAGAACGGAGCCACCUGCCACGACCUCCUGGGCCAGUAUGCCUGUGACUGCCCCGAGGGCUUCCAGGGGCUGAACUGCGAGUACGACGUCAACGACUGCGACCCUAGCCCCUGCCGCAAUGGCGGCACCUGCCACGAUCUCGUCAACAAGUUUGUCUGCUCCUGCCCCCACGGCACCCUCGGCACCCUCUGCGAGAUCGACGUCAACGAGUGCUUUGAGAGCGCCUGCCACCACGGAGGCACCUGCCUCGACCGCGUCGGCAGGUACGAGUGCCAGUGCCCGCCCGGGUACGUGGGUUCCCGCUGCGAGGGUGACGUCAACGAGUGCCUCUCGAGCCCCUGCGACCCGAUGGGGACCCUAGACUGCGUGCAGCUCGUCAACGACUACCGCUGCGACUGCCGCCCGGGGCACGCGGGGCGCCGGUGCGAGCUCAAGGUCGACCCUUGCUCCACGGACCCGUGCCUCAACGGCGGCGUCUGCCACCCGGGGCCACGGGGUCCGACCUGCGUCUGCCAGGAGGGCUUCUGGGGCGAAACCUGCGCCAACCGCAGUUGCGGAGACGCCAGCCCGUGCCGCAACGGGGGACAGUGCCGCGGCCAGUCCUGCGUCUGUCCCCGCGGAACUUCCGGAAGCUUCUGCGAGCGGCUGGAGGAGCUUGGUGCCGGUGGUGCCUGCCCGCUGGGGUGCCGCAACGGGGGAGCGUGCCGCAAGGGUGCAAGCGGGAGGUUCGAGUGCGAGUGCCUAGUUGGAUGGAAGGGGCUGCGGUGCGAAGAAUACGACUCCAGCUUCCGCGGUGCCUUGGCGCCUUCAGUGGAGGGUGUUUAUGACCUCUUCCUCAAGUCUCUGGAAGAAGAGAAAAAGCUGUGUGCCGCUCGGAGGUGUGAGAAGAAGGCGGGGAACCGCUAUUGUGAUGAAGAGUGCAACACGUACGCCUGCAAUUUUGAUGGUGGUGACUGCUCUCUCGGAAUUAAUCCUUGGAUGAACUGCACUGCUGCCAUCAAGUGCUGGGACGUGUUCAGAGACGGAAAGUGCAAUGUCGAGUGCAACAAUAUCGACUGCCUCUUUGAUGGCUUUGAUUGCCAGAAAGACCUCCAACCUUGCAAUGAGCACUAUGACACCUACUGCAUGAGCAACUAUGGUAAUGGCUACUGCGACUACGGCUGCAACAACGAGGAGUGCAACUGGGACGGGCUCGACUGUGAAAUGGAUCCCCCUUACCUGGCGGAGGGUUCCAUUGUCAUCAUGAUCUCCAUCGAGCCAGAGGUGUUCCGGAACAACACGGUGCCCUUCUUGCGUGACAUUGGCCACGCUCUGCGCACCAAUGUGCUCUUCAAGCGGGACCCCACAGGUAGCCCCAUGAUCUACCCUUGGCGGGCCACCGAUGGACAGAAACCCAACCACGCGGCACUGCCCGUACCGCGCACAGGGACGCUGGUGCACCUGGAGAUUGACAACCGGCGCUGCCUCAAGUCUCAGGGCAGCGAGUGCUUCCAGUCUGCGGCCAAGGCGGCAGAGUUUCUGGCGGCAGCCCAGGCCCGGCACUCCCUCGAGACCCCGUUCCACAUCCAGGAGGUGCAGGGGGCCGGCCGGGAGCAGGGGGGCGACGGGGCGGGCGACGGGGGCCGGGCCAGUGCCCUGCACGUGGUCAUCGGCCUCAUCGGCGUGCUGCUGGCGGGCCUGCUGGUGGGCGUGCUGUUCACCACGCAGAAGAAGCGGGCCCGGGGCAUCACCUGGUUCCCCGAGGGCUUUCUCCGUACCGGCAGCGGUCAAAGAAGGCACUCGAGGCGCAGGGGCCCCGAUGGACAGGAGAUGAGAGCGGCUCACGCCAAUGGCGAGGGCCCUCCCGAAGCCUGGAGCGACGACGAAGGAGAGCGUCCACCGGCCAAACGUGCACGCGGUUCCCCCGACUCGAGCUGUGGAGACACGGUGGUGUCCGACUGCGAGGAGGAGAGGGACCCCCGACCCUGGACCCAGCAGCACCUGGAGGCUGCGGAUGUGCAUCACCCAGAGCUGCUGCUGGCCCUGACCCCACCCCAGGGCAAUGAUCUCGACCAGCACAACGUGGACGUCAGGGGCCCUGGUGGCCUCACCCCGCUAAUGCUGGCCUCUUUUCGCGGGAAUGGCCUGGACACUGGCGAAGAUGUGGGCGAGGAUGACGACGGCUCUGCCAGCAUGAUCCAGGAUCUGCUCAUGCAGGGAGCGCAGCUUGCCAGUACCACCGAAAAGACUGGCGAGACUCCCCUGCACUUGGCCGCACGCUACGCUCGUGCGGAUGCCGCCAAGCGCCUCCUCGACGCCGGUGCAGAGGCCAAUGCGCAGGACAGUUCGGGCAGAACGCCCCUGCAUGCCGCCAUUGCUGCCGACGCCGUGGGAGUGUUCCAGAUCUUGCUACGCAAUCGCGCCACCAACCUCAACGCCAAGAUGAACAAUGGGAUGACGCCGCUCAUCCUCUCCAUCCGCCUGGCCAUGGAGGGAAUGGCCGAGGACCUCAUCAACGCCGAGGCUGACGUCAAUGCGGCUGACUGCGACGCCCGCACCCCCCUUCACUGGGCCGCCGCCGUCAAUGACGUCACCUCCGUGCGCAUCCUGCUCGCGCACGGCGCAAACCGCGAUGCGCAAGACAUUCACGAAGAGACUCCGCUGUUCUUAGCAGCCCGUGAGGGCAGCCUCAAUGCGGUGAGGGCGCUGCUCGACCACGCUGCCAACCGAGACAUCACCAACCACAUGGACCGGCGGCCGCGUGACGUGGCUCGUGACCGCAUGCACCUUGAUAUCGUCGACCUGCUCGACAAGUACGUCCCGUCAUCCCAGAUCCCCGGGCUGGGCAGCCCCCCUAUGCUGCUCUCCAAUCCGACCGUCAUUGGUUCCACCAAGUCGGCCAAGGGCAAGCGGCGCCAGCAGCCCAAGAACAAUGGCAACGCGAGCAUCGCGCUGCAGCACCUUGACGCGUCUGCGACGUCACCCGGCGCGGAGGUCAACCAUGUCAAGCGGCGGCCCUCCAUCAAGAAGCGAAGGGAACCACCCAUGCCAUUGCCAGAGGUGCCCCACCCGCUCGACUCUCCGCACGAAUCUCCGGGUGGGCCGCUCUUCCUCCAGCAGGGCGGAGUGGCCACGCUGACCAAGCAGCCACCGUGCUACGAGGACUGCGUGGGGCCCGUGUACACGGCCGUGUACGACCCACAGGCCUACGCCAACGCCCCGAUGGCCCAGCAGCAACAGCACCCGCGACAGAACUCGGUCCCGUCCAUGGGUGGAUACACGAUGGCCUCUUCGCCUGCCAAGCAGCGCCCCUCGCUGCCCACGUCGCCCACCCACAUGGCGGCCAUGAGGGCCGCACACCAGCACAAGCUGCAGCAGGGUGCCCCCACGUAUGACUACCCCGUCCAGCCAGCCUACUACCACUACCCUACGCCCCCGUCCCAGCACAGCCAUGGCGGCGGGCCCGAGGCCACGCCCCAGCACUACCUCCACCCGGCGGAGACUUACCUGACGCCCUCGCCGGAGUCUCCAGGACAGUGGUCCAGCUCCUCGCCGCACUCGGCGCAGUCCGACUGGUCGGAAGGGAUCUCCAGCCCCCUUGGGCAGCAGGCGCUUGGGGGAUGCGAGCUCAAGCAGCAGCAGCAGCAGCAGCAGACCGUCCAGCCGGCUGGACUGACCCACCCGGAUCCGGUGUUCAUCUAAACCCUCGAACCUCGUGCGCGCGUGCUCGCGGACGGAUGCGGAACUCGUGAGAUCUUGUGGACUCGUCCCGUACGUUCCGAGUGUCGUGCGAGAACUACCGUUCGAGACGAACCCGUGUCUGUGCCGAAACGAAACUGCAGUGUGCUGCUUGCGUGCCAGAAUGUUUUAUGUUGUUUUUUUUCUCUUGUACAUAGGUUUUGUUAGAUGCGCUAGGCUGGAAUUCUCACGACGAGUCGUUAUGCUCGUGGCCAGGUCCAUGUCGCAGCGCAUGGUUGCUCGAGAGGGCGGACAAUGCCAUCGUGCACCGUGGCGUGCCCCGGAGGAUGCGCGGCUCCUUCGCUACGGUCGGCAUUUACUAUGUUGUGCAACGCCGCCUCUCAUUCUCUAGAUUUGUGUUCAUUGAAAACUACUCAGUGUAUUUGUUUGUUUGUAUUUUAAAGAUCUACUGCAAAUUUAAAAAAAAAAAGCUGUAUUGGUUUUGGUGUUUGAAAAUUUUAUUGCAGCAGUUAACAAACAAGAAACGAAGCGAGUGAAAUAGGAAUAUAAAAAAAAAUAAAAAAAUAUGACAGCAACAGACUGGUGAUGAUUUCAAGGAGCAAGGCAAAGAGAGCAGAGUUUAUGAGCGUGACUGUAAGGUAACUUAUUUAUAGAACCUCCUUUUCUCACUGCUGCCCGUUUCCCAGUAUGCCACGGCUCUGAAAUCCAUCAAUGGCUUGCUCCUUGAAAGACUCGGCCAUGAAUUUUACCGGUACUUCGUUCUUUGUCUAUAUAGGCUACAGUGUCCUGCAUACUAUAUGUUUAGACUUGUCAUUCUGUGUAUAGAACCGUUCAGACUCAAGCUCCUUCCUAAAAAUGAGUUUUCUGAGAAAGAACUCGUAGGUAAUUACAAUUUCAGGCGGCAGGUGUGUAACUUUUCCGUUCUUACAAAAAGCAGCCUAAGUGCUUUAGCAAAAGUAGUUAAGUUGACAGCACUUUUUUAAAGUCUAAUCCUAGUAAAGUAAACCCAGCAAUUUUUAGUGAUCCUUAAUGCCAGAUAAAAACAUGCAUAACAUCCACAAUUCUGCCUAAGUGUUCCGAUGUAGUGUGUUUAGUAUGCUUUGCUUGCCAUAUGACAGAUGCUGUGUUUCUUUAAUGGCAGUUGCGACACGAGCGCUAGAACAACCAGUCAACAAGUUUUUUCUGUUUGGACGAGUAGGAACUCACUAUGAUUCUCAGUGAAAGUGGGGUAGCGUGUGCUUGUACAUAGAACGUCCAUCAUAGCACCAACGAAAAUCUUACAAUGCCCCGACCAGCUCUUGGCACCUACGGUUCCGAGGUGUUUCUUGCCAGUUCAGCCACUUGCCAUAAUAGAACCGCAAGUUAUGCAAAUACAACUUAUAAAUGUGCCUUCCUCCGAUUUGCUAAAUUUGUACUGCAUGCUAUAAAACAUAGCCUUCCCGAAUUCGUGCCCAGUUGCUGUAUGAGCAGUGCAUUUUUCUGUCAUCUCAGUAUUUAUUUCACCAAAAGGGGCCAAAAUAAUUUACCCAGCUUGUGGCAGUAAAUCUUUAAAACCCACCAGUAUUUAACUCAAAGCAUGAUGACACCAGCCAGUGAAAAGUAGAAUUGAUGUACUCAGUAAGUCAUGCCAACAACUAUGCAGCUGUAAAUACAUACUUUUUAACUGUUGACUCAUUUUGAAGAGGCCCUUUUGGACGUUUUAUAAGCCAUCGAACGAAGAGAAAGGCCAGCAUCAUUUUCUAAGCUUUUACGGAGCAUGUGCCGGUGUUUAGGUCAUGUGAACGGCAGUGAAUGAAAGUAAAAGUAACUUUGUACAAAAUGUUCCCUGGGACUAUGCAAAUAUAUAUAUAUAAAUAUAAAGUUUUUUUUUUUUUUUACAAAUUUUGUGUAGGAUAAUUUGACAGGUCAUGAUGUAAGUAACUAAAGUGGAUGCACUUUAUCGAGGUGAUUCACGCACCAAGAUCACCGAUGGCCGAAAAUGAAUGUGUUUUGAGAACCUGUAGCUUGUCUCUUUCGUACCACUGAGAAAAAAAAUAUAUAAUAAAGGCAAUUCUUUUUUCAAUAA